GCCUUCGGUCCAAAAGUUUAGGUUCAUUUCACGAGUGGGAAAAACUCAAGCCGACGCGCUACUCACUGAAUCGCGCACUAUCAGUUUUAUCAGCUGUCGUCCAGUAAUCGCCGCGGCGAUCACUUAAAAACUCGCAAAAUUACGCCCGCGUUGGCACUCUGCAAGAGACCACGAACACGGCCGGACCGAUCAAUAAACAUGGAAAUCAUUAUUAAUUUUCUACACAAAAUUGCUCCAGUAUUUCUGGCCCAUGGAAUAGUCGGCAUUAUCGCCUUCUGUGUGAGGUUGUAUAUGCAGGGGGGAAAGUUCAGGAAGCAGACCGAUGAGACGGGAAAAGUGGCCAUCGUUACGGGCGGAAACACGGGUCUUGGCAAGGAAACGGUGAUGGAGUUGGCCAGAAGGGGAGCCACCGUUUACAUGGCCUGCCGGAAUAAAAAAAAAGGGGAAAUGGCUCGAAAGGAGGUCAUCAAGAAGACGGGAAACUCAAACGUUUUCUCCAAGGAGUGCGACUUGUCUUCAUUGGAUUCUGUUCGAAAGUUUGUGGAAGAAUUCAAGAAAGAGCAAAGGGAGCUGCACAUCCUGAUAAACAAUGCUGGUGUGUUCUGGGAGCCGCGAGGAUUGACGAAAGAGGGAUUCGAAACGCAUCUGGGAGUGAACCACAUUGGUCAUUUUCUGCUCACCAACCUGUUGAUCGAUGUGCUAGAGCGGUCAGCUCCUAGUCGGGUGGUGGUGGUGGCCAGCAAGGCCCACGAGCGGGGUCAGAUUCAGGUGGACGACAUCAACAGCUCCGACUUCUACGACGAGGGAGUGGCCUACAGCCAAAGCAAGCUGGCCAACGUACUCUUUGCCCGGGAACUGGCCAAGCGGCUGGAGGGAACGGGUGUCACCGUGAACGCCCUCAAUCCUGGAAUAGCAGACACGGAGAUUGCCAGGAACAUGAUCUUCUUCCAAACAAAGUUUGCUCAGUAUGUGAACAAUCCUGAAGCCAUUCCUCUGGUCUGUGAUGAAGUCGCCCAGAAACGGAGCCCAGACCACGUUAUAUGCCGCCUUGGAUCCCGAUCUCGAAAAGGUAACGGGUCAGUACUUCAGCGAUUGCCAGUUGGCAUCCGCAGCUCCCGCCGCCCUCGACGAUCGGAUGGCCAAGUGGCUGUGGGCCCAGUCCGAGAAGUGGACGGGAAUCGCUCUGUAAAUUGGGUAUUUGGGGUAGUGUUAUGUGUUUUCGCUAGUCGCUUUAAGAUGCCUUUGAUAUUUGAAAAUAAACUUGAUGCAGAAACGAAUUUAAAUUUCAUCUGAAAUCAUAGGGGUUGC
This is a messenger RNA of Drosophila biarmipes, 1308 nucleotides long. RefSeq names its product retinol dehydrogenase 12. The record is from RefSeq and is a predicted model, not a curated record. Bases 199 to 1293 code for a protein of 364 amino acids. The transcript has 5 exons. Lineage: Eukaryota; Metazoa; Arthropoda; Insecta; Diptera; Drosophilidae.